UAUCGUGUGGCUCUGCUGGCUAUGUGCCUUCUCUCAGCAGUUUCUCUUGGGCUCACCUUGCUGAUGUUGUUUGGUGUACUUCACGUUGGUUCACCGCGAUGUACCUGCUCUGGAGAAACAGUGGAACAUGACGCCCAAACUUGUGACGAUAAAGCUAUAAGAAAUGACACUCCUCAGGCAAAGCCAAAAGUGAAAGCACAGCCGUGUAAGGAUUCCGAUACAGAGAAACUUCAACGUUUACUUUUUAUUGCAUGCGCCGUUGCCUUUGCUUCAUUGUUGACAGCAUUUGCCACUUUGGUCUUAGCUGUGGCAAUCAUGACGGUACAGAGCGAGGUUUCGACAUGUACCCGUACACCUUCCGCAGCCCUUCCCUGUGGACCUCCAGGAUAUAAUGGUACCAAGGGCCCUGCAGGACCAUUUGGACUACCUGGCGUUCAGGGCCUUCGUGGACCAUCUGGGUAUAAUGGUACUCAGGGCCCACCUGGACCCGGGGCCAGUUCCUGUGUUUUUAAGACUUUAUUGAGCCCUGGCAUGGCAGCAUCCUCGAUCACCCGACAAGAAAUUACAGCGACGGAACCAAACGGUAAGAUCUUUAUCGGCGUAAACUGUGGUACAAAUGAUGCAAAACUUGCUAAAUUAUCAAGCAUCAUCUCAGGUGGAAAGAGAACCUACAAGUGCAAUUGCGAAGGUACCCUAACAACUGGAGAAUCAACGAUGUAUUGCUACAUGCACUACUGGGAGUGCCAGUCAUAAGAAGGAAAACGGAAAGCCGUUUGAUGAACAGGAGUUUUUGUAAAGAGCAUAACAGAGUGUUGAAUCAGAAACGAGACGAAGAACAAUUUUUUUACCUUUUUAACAUGUGCUAUUUUUCAAAUAUGCCCAGUAGAUGCCAAAUUAAUAAUUACAGAGAAAGAUGAAUAGAAAAGCGACGUCAAAAAUAAAUGAGUCAAAUCCUAG
Molecule: messenger RNA, 957 nt
Organism: Pocillopora damicornis (cauliflower coral)
Lineage: Eukaryota; Metazoa; Cnidaria; Anthozoa; Scleractinia; Pocilloporidae
Source: RefSeq, a predicted model, not a curated record